GGGUCGAGACCACGGUGACUCUGGGAAAUCGUCCCGUGUGUUCGAGAGCAGAACAAGGUCAGCUGUGGUUGAACGCUCAGAGAAAAGGUCUGUUCAUCUGUGACCGACUCACCUGGAGGACACUGCUGCACAAUCCGGAGCGUCUGGAUUACGUGGAGGAUUAUCAGGAUCUCUACACCAACUCAGAAACCUUCGAUGUUGAGCUCUUCUCCAUCCCAUCUGAAGGCCUGUUCAUGGCUGCAGCCAACAGGGACUCUAUGUCCGGGUCCAGCUUGUACCGAUGGAGAAAUGGGUCAUUCCAGCUCUACCAGAACAUGAGCACUCAGGAGGCUCGAGCCUGGAAACACUUCACCGUCGACGACAAGAUUUUUCUGGUGGUGGCGAACUCCAGGGAGGUGGAGCCUGAGCUGUCCAUCAUCUAUCGCUGGAAUCAGAGGCAGCGGCGUUUCCUCCGUUAUCAGACUCUGGAGACUCACGGCGCUCUGGACUGGGAGGCCUUUAAAAUCCACAACCACAGCUUCCUGGUCGUGGCCAAUCACAGACGAGCUAGAGACUCGAACCACAACAUCCAGAGUGUGAUCUACAGGUGGAACCCAAACACAAAGCUGUUUGAGGUAUACCAGACUCUGUCCACAUCAGGAGCAUACGACUGGGAGUUCUUCACCGUUGGACCAUACCACUUCCUGGUGGUUGCCAACACCUUCGACGGUCAGAGCACGACCAUCAGCUCCACGGUGUACGUGUGGUUGGACGGCAACUUCCAGACAUUCCAGAACAUCCCGACGGUGGGAGCCACUGAUUGGGAGACGUUUCAGAUCGACGGGCGGUUCUUUAUCGCAGUCGCCAACAGUCAGAACAUUUCUGACCGCGGUCCGAGUCAGUACAGCAUCAACUCCACCGUGUACGAGCUCAGUGCGCUGACGCAGACCUUCAUCCGCUUCCAGGACAUCCUAACACACAGUGCGGUCGACUGGGAGUUCUUCACCAUCGGAGACGAGAAGUUCCUGGUGGUGGCCAACUCUUACGAUGGCAGCUCGCACUCUCUGACCAGCGUUGUCUACAGGUGGCAGGGGUACGAGGGAUUCGUUCCCGUCCACAGUCUGCCGACCUUCGGCUGCAGAGACUGGGAACACUUUAGCACUAAUGAAGGCUCCUUCCUCAUCUACUCCAGCGCCACCACCAGGCUCAGCAAAGUGUUCAAACUGAAGACGUACUGAGUGAAUCCAUCUGCUCUGCUGGGAACAAGAACGACUCUGAGGAGCUUCACUCAGUUUGACCUUUGACCCUGAAACCAGCUGCUGGACUCAUCGUGACCUCUGAACUCUGAAUGUUCUCAAACUGAACAGCAGCUUUUCAUUUAACCUUGUUUACGUUUGUGUCUACAACCUUAAAAAACAACAACAACGUACUCGAUGUAUUUAUGUUGCACUUUUAUUGUAAAAAUCAAGUCGUGUUAAGCUCUGCUGAUAAGGACAGCACCCCUAGUGGGCAAAGAAAGACAUAACCAAACCUGAUGAAGGAUCAUGGAGAGUUUCUUUAAUCAUCGUCAACAUCCAUGUCGUUAAAAUGCUUAAUGUUUGGUUUGUGAUUAAAGUUAAUUCAAUCAAACAGAGAAAAGUGAAACCUAUCGUCUCGUUCAGGUUCUUCAAAG
Messenger RNA from Paralichthys olivaceus (Japanese flounder), 1651 nucleotides. Lineage: Eukaryota; Metazoa; Chordata; Actinopteri; Pleuronectiformes; Paralichthyidae. The record is from RefSeq and is a predicted model, not a curated record.